GCCUCAAACACUGCAGGCCGCUGGACUGGCACCUCCUCCGAAGGCCUCUCACUUUGCAUAACACCUGCUCAGGAAGCCCGUUCACCUGACAGUGACACCCAGCAAUCGGAGAGGACAAAACUUUGGAUACACAUUGUGCAUCAUCAGAGGCUGUGUGUCACAAUGGAUUUCUCUCCCAUCUGUAUACCUUGUCAUUUUACAAUAAAGCCUACAGACAAACCCUGCAUACCUAGCUAGCAAUUAAUUCAAAUUUCUUUCCCACUGGAACUUUUAGAUCUGAACUAAAGGGCUCUUUUAUUUUUUAUUGUGGUAGUAAUUUAUUUAUAUUAAAAAAAAACAUAUUACCUCAUAAGUUACCAUCAAACCAGGGGGAAACAAUUUGGCUUUGGUAUAACAGUGAUUGUUACAAUAUUUAAGUUAUAUUGCGAGUAGUGAUGUAUACAACUACAGUAGCGACCCUGGCUGCUGCCACCACCGUGGCUCUGGCCUCUCAGUCUGACAUGUCGAGCUACCUGUGGCUGCUGGUGCUAGGCUUCGUCAUUGCCUUCAUCCUGGCUUUCUCUGUGGGGGCCAAUGACGUGGCCAACUCAUUUGGUACAGCAGUGGGUUCUGGAGUGGUCACUUUGCGGCAGGCCUGUGUCCUGGCCACUGUCUUUGAGACGCUCGGUUCGGUCUUGCUGGGGGCCAAAGUAAGCGAGACCAUCCGGCAGGGGAUCAUUGAUGUCCGGAUGUACAACGGCUCAGAACAUGUCUUGAUGGCAGGAUCAAUAAGUGCUAUGUGUGGCUCUGCUGUGUGGCAGCUGGCAGCAUCAUUUCUGAAGCUCCCCAUUUCUGGAACCCACUGUAUUGUUGGAGCAACAAUUGGGUUUUCCAUGGUAGCCAGAGGUCACCAAGGGGUCAAAUGGAUGGAACUACUACGCAUUGUGGCCUCCUGGUUCCUGUCCCCUGUGCUGUCAGGCAUCAUGUCAGGAGUUCUCUUCUAUUUUGUCCGUAAAUUCAUCCUGAAUAAGGCAAACCCUGUCCCCAAUGGCCUGCGAGCCCUGCCUAUCUUCUAUGCCAUCACCAUGGGCAUCAACCUGUUCUCUAUCAUGUUUACAGGAGCACCAAUGCUGGGUUUUGACAGAGUGCCGUGGUGGGGUACGCUGUGCAUUUCUCUGGGCUGCGCCGUCGUCACAGCUUUGUUCGUUUGGUUUGUUGUCUGUCCGCGCCUCAAGAAGAAAAUCCAAGGACAAACAGUUGCUGCUCCCUGUGCAACUCCACUCAUGGAGAAGAGCUCCAGCAAACCUGCGCAAGCACAGCAGUCCACAAUACCUCAUGAACACCGACCACAGACCCCUCCAGCAGACAGUCAGAAGGUGGCUUUCAAACUCGGAGGCUCGGAGGAGACUGAUUUAGACAGCAUUGACGCAGAAACCAAAGACCUAGACAUUGCCAAUGGUCUAAAUGGGACUGUAGGCCCCAUGGUGAUCACUGAUCCUCACAGUGGACGGUCCCACACAAUCCACAAAGACUCCGGCCUUUACAAAGACCUGCUACACAAGCUCCACAUGGCCAAAGUCGGUGAGUGCAUUGGUGACAGCGACACAGAAGAGCGGCCCAUCCGGAGGAACAACAGCUACACCUCCUACACCAUGGCUAUUUAUGGAAUUCAAGGAGAUCCUAGGUACAAAGAUGUGGAUGGUGGGCUGCAGAGGAGACCGAGGGUGGACAGUUACAGCAGCUACAGCUCAGCAGUGUCCAACAGGAGUGCAGCUCUGGAGGGCAGUGUGACUCAAGAAGCUGGCACAGACCUCGCUUUGGAGGAGGAUGAGCUGGAAGUCGACCAACCUUCUGUUUCCUUGCUUUUCCAGUUCUUGCAGAUACUCACGGCGUGCUUUGGCUCCUUUGCUCAUGGAGGGAAUGAUGUCAGCAAUGCUAUUGGCCCACUGGUAGCUCUCUGGCUUCUGUAUGAGAGUGGCUCCGUGUUGUCCAGUUCACCAACGCCUAUCUGGCUGCUCCUGUAUGGUGGCGUGGGCAUCUGCAUUGGACUCUGGGUGUGGGGUCGGAGGGUAAUCCAGACCAUGGGCAAAGAUCUCACCCCCAUUACACCCUCGAGUGGAUUCAGCAUUGAGCUGGCCUCAGCAAUCACAGUUGUGGUGGCAUCCAAUAUUGGUCUUCCUGUCAGCACAACCCACUGCAAGGUGGGAUCUGUGGUGGCCGUGGGCUGGUUACGUUCCCGGAAGUCAGUUGACUGGCGUUUGUUCAGGAAUAUCUUCAUCGCUUGGUUUGUUACAGUUCCAAUCUCUGGGCUGAUCAGUGCUGCCAUCAUGGCUCUCUUCAUAUAUGUUAUUCUGUGAGCCUAACACUGUCCAGCUACACUCCUACUUGAGCUGACGGACUGUGGUCAACACUCUCAUAAGUCCUGUGCUAAUAAAACUGUUCUGUUCGUUCUCCAUUCGCUAAUGAGUUAUAUUGUAUCAUUCAGUCAAGCCAAUUAUUUUAUCUCACGGGGUCACGUCUUUGAAUUAUGUAGACUCUAAAAACACUUUUCAGUUAUCGAAAAGACUGUGAUCUUGUAUAUCCCCUUGUAUAUUUGUAUAGAAGCAAUGCAUGUUUUAAUCAAAUGAUUCAGUUUUGACAGGAAAGAAUGGGCAGCAGUCGUAUGUUUGCAUAUUUGAAUAUAGUAAAAUAUGGAGUUGCUUGAUUUGACGAGAUGUCAGUGUAUUUUACUCACCAUUAAAGAUUUUCUUUUACAGAAA
Molecule: messenger RNA, 2738 nt
Organism: Archocentrus centrarchus (flier cichlid)
Lineage: Eukaryota; Metazoa; Chordata; Actinopteri; Cichliformes; Cichlidae
Gene: slc20a1a
Product: solute carrier family 20 member 1a
Exons: 11
Coding region: 435-2336 (633 amino acids)
Biological process (GO): phosphate ion transmembrane transport
Cellular component (GO): membrane
Molecular function (GO): phosphate transmembrane transporter activity
Source: RefSeq, a predicted model, not a curated record